AAUAAAUGCAAAUCGAAUAAUUAGAAGAAGAAGAUAAUUCAAUUUAAGCAUUAAGAGCUAAAUAUAAAGCAAUGAUAUCAGUUUAGAUAUUAGAUGUUGUUAUUAGAUGUUUAAUUGGAAGUAUGUGGGCUUUAAUUACAUAUUCUUCUAUAUUAGGAUUCUUUAAAUUAUUUAGAAUUGUAUAUAAUCAAUAUAAGUACAAUUAUUAUAAGGAUAAAUGGCUUAAAGAAGUAUCUUUAUAUGAAGAUGAAGAUUGUAUAAAUCAAACUAAUGAGAAAUAUAAAAAAAUAAUUAUUUUAUAUCAUGAUCGUUUGGAGAAAUAUGAUAGAAAAUUACAAUAAGGAUUAUACAGAUAUUCAUUAUUAAUUCUAAUUGUAUUUGGGUUCAAUAUAGCAUGGUGUUUUUUCGAUUAUAUGAGAUCAUGCAUGAUUCAUGGAUUUGUAAUGUUUGUUAUUUAUCAAAUCUAUUGCUAUUUGGAUAAAGUGUACAUAAAGCCAUAUUUUGAGAAAUUAGAACAUGAAAAAGAAAAAAAGAGAUUAGAUUCACAAAUUGCAAAAAAUAAAAAAUAAAAUUGA
Messenger RNA from Paramecium sonneborni, 575 nucleotides. The record is from the annotation of a GenBank genome assembly. Lineage: Eukaryota; Ciliophora; Oligohymenophorea; Peniculida; Parameciidae.